UAACCGGAAGUCCCGUCCGGCUUCACUUGUAAGUUACUUUUCCUCCCGACAAAUCGACUCUGUUGUUCUUUCGUCUGUGAAAGAAGCGGCUCCAGCCGGAGACAAAAGGACCGGGAUGGAGGAGUUUCAGAACGGAAACGAGAGCUCAUUCAACUCAGAUGAAGCUGAUAACAUCGUUAAAGAGUGUAUCGAGAACGUGGUGGGAAAAGAGGACUACAGCCAGAACCAGGUGAACAAAUGGACCUCCAGCAUCGUGGAGCGAUGCAUCUCUCAGCUCGUCAAACUGGGGAAGCCCUUCAAAUACAUCGUGACGUGCGCCGUGAUGCAGAAGACAGGAGCUGGUCUCCACACAGCUAACUCCUGCUACUGGGACACCGCCUUGGACGGAAGCUGCACGGUGAGGUGGGAGAGCAGGACCAUGUACUGCGUGGUCAGUGUGUUUGCGGUCUCCAUUGCAUAGAUAUGUCACACACGUAUGCUUUUCUAUGUUUAUGUCUACAGCCUGAUCCUAACCCCUAACGCAGAAAUAUCACUUUUUCUUAUUGGGGCUUUGGGUUCCAUAUGAAGAAGUGGGUCCUCACAUCAUAGUAUGUGUUGGAAAACUGGGUCUUACAUUAUAACAAAUGCAAAGGCACACACACACUCUGAGAGCAGGGCUGCAGUGUCUCCUCUGACCAGCAGGGGGCGAUAGAGUCCAGUUCUGCAGCUUCAUUGUUUAUAUUCAUGUUGUCACAUGACGUCAGCUUCAUGUUUGUAUUAUUGUGAGUUUAACCCGUUCGUAUCGAGUCAGAGACGUUUUGUAUCAAAGCUGCUAGAAAAUAAACCCAUUCAU
Molecule: messenger RNA, 832 nt
Organism: Nematolebias whitei (Rio pearlfish)
Lineage: Eukaryota; Metazoa; Chordata; Actinopteri; Cyprinodontiformes; Rivulidae
Product: dynein light chain Tctex-type 1
Exons: 5
Coding region: 116-460 (114 amino acids)
Biological process (GO): microtubule-based movement
Cellular component (GO): cytoplasmic dynein complex; cytoplasm; kinetochore
Molecular function (GO): dynein intermediate chain binding
Source: RefSeq, a predicted model, not a curated record